Messenger RNA from Octodon degus (degu), 983 nucleotides. It is a transcript of the gene Tpmt, whose product is annotated as thiopurine S-methyltransferase. NCBI's taxonomy places the organism in Eukaryota, Metazoa, Chordata, Mammalia, Rodentia, Octodontidae. The record is from RefSeq and is a predicted model, not a curated record. Bases 147 to 881 code for a protein of 244 amino acids. The transcript is spliced from 10 exons. Gene Ontology annotation, molecular function: thiopurine S-methyltransferase activity.
CAGCCGCGAGGUGGCAGUGGCUGGAAGUGGGGCGAUCGGCGAGUCAGAGGAGCUUUUGCUAAAACUCUUGACUCUUCACUUGGGCUUACAGAUGCCCAGCAGACAUUGGAGGUUUCUGCCUGUAAGACAGCAGUAUCUGCAAAGCCAUGAAUGAGUCAAGGACUUCCCUCGAUACUGAAGAGUACCCUGACGGCGAGACACAGAAGAGUCAUGUCAUGACCCUGGAAGAGUGGCAAGACAAGUGGGUGAAGCGCGACAUUGGAUUUCAUCAAGCAGAAGGACAUCAGCUAUUAAAGAAGCAUUUGAACACAUUCCUUCAAGGCAAGAGAGGACUGAGAGUGUUUUUUCCUCUUUGUGGGAAAGCAGUGGAGAUGAAGUGGUUCGCAGACCUGGGACACACUGUAGCUGGUGUCGAAAUCAGUGAACUUGGGAUACGCGAGUUUUUUACGGAGCAGAAACUUUCUUACUCAGAAGAACCGAUCCCUGAAAUUCCUGGAGCAAAAGUAUUUAAGAGUUCUUCAGGGAACAUCUCACUGUACUGCUGCAGCAUUUUCGAUCUUCCCAGAGCAAAUAUUGGUAAAUUUGACAGGAUCUGGGACAGAGGAGCAUUAGUCGCUGUGAACCCCAGUGACCGUGGACGCUACACUGAUGCGGUGCUGUCCCUACUGAGAAGAGGGUUUCUCUACCUCUUGUCUGUUUUCUCUUACGAUCCAACCAAACACAGAGGCCCACCAUUUUAUGUUCCAGAUUCUGAAAUUCAAACACUCUUUGGUACAAGGUGCAAUAUCCGUUGCCUUGAAAAGGUUGAUGAUAUUGAAAGACAGAACAGAAUGAGAGUUGACUACUGUUUUGAAAAAUUAUAUCUACUGACAGAAAAGUAGACAGAUGAUGGGUCAAUAAAAUCAAGUAACAUCAAUAUGUUCUUACAUUUCUGAGCAAUUGAAAAUCAUGCUAAGGCUUGAAAAUACGACGGGUGAUUUUUU